This is a messenger RNA of Sciurus carolinensis (gray squirrel), 1068 nucleotides long. It is a transcript of the gene G6pc2, whose product is annotated as glucose-6-phosphatase catalytic subunit 2. Gene Ontology annotation, cellular component: membrane. The transcript is spliced from 5 exons. Gene Ontology annotation, biological process: gluconeogenesis; glucose 6-phosphate metabolic process. The record is from RefSeq and is a predicted model, not a curated record. The coding region runs from base 1 to 1068 and encodes 355 amino acids. Gene Ontology annotation, molecular function: glucose-6-phosphatase activity. NCBI's taxonomy places the organism in Eukaryota, Metazoa, Chordata, Mammalia, Rodentia, Sciuridae.
AUGGAUUUCCUUCAUAGAAAUGGAGUGCUCAUUAUUCAACAUUUGCAGAAGGACUACAGAGCUUACUACGAGUUUCUAAAUUUCAUGUCCAAUGUUGGAGACCCCCGGAAUAUCUUUUCUAUUUAUUUUCCACUUUGGUUUCAACUUAAUCAGACAGUUGGAACCAAGAUGAUAUGGGUAGCUGUCAUUGGGGAUUGGUUCAAUCUUAUAUUUAAGUGGAUAUUAUUUGGUCAUCGGCCUUACUGGUGGGUCCAAGAAACUCAGAUUUACCCAAAUCACUCAAGUCCAUGUCUUGAACAGUUCCCUACUACAUGUGAAACAGGUCCAGGAAGUCCUUCUGGUCACGCAAUGGGCUCCUCAUGUGUCUGGUAUGUCAUGGUAACAGCUGCCCUGAGUCACACUGUCAGCCGGAUGGAUAAGUUCUCUGUCACUCUGCACAGACUGACCCGGUCAUUUCUUUGGAGUCUUUUUUGGUUGAUUCAAAUCAGCGUCUGCAUCUCCAGAGUAUUCAUAGCAACACAUUUUCCUCAUCAAGUUAUUCUUGGAGUAAUUGGUGGCAUGCUGGUGGCAGAGGCCUUUGAAUACACUCCAGGCAUCCAGACAGCUAGCCUAAGCAUGUACCUGAAGACCAACCUCUUCCUUUUCCUGUUUGCACUUGGCUUUUACCUGCUUCUCAGACUCUUGGACAUUGACCUGCUAUGGUCUGUACCCAUAGCCAAAAAGUGGUGUGCCAACCCAGACUGGAUCCACAUUGACACCACACCUUUUGCUGGACUUGUGAGAAACCUCGGGGUUCUCUUUGGCUUGGGUUUUGCAAUCAACUCAGAGAUGUUCCUUACGAGUUGCCGAGGGGAGAAUGGCUAUAAGCGGAGCUUCCGGUUGCUCUGUGCCAUAACCUCUUUGACCACACUGCAGCUCUACCACUUCAUCAAGAUCCCAACUCACACAGAGCAUUUAUUUUACAUGCUGUCUUUUUGUAAAAGUGCAUCCAUCCCAUUGACUGUGGUGGCUCUGAUUCCCUACUGUAUACAUAUGUUAAUGAAACCAAGUGAAAAGAAGAUGAAAUAG